GCCGGUCAGAACCCAUCGUGGCGACCUAUAAAGAGGCGAGAUCCAAAAUGGGCUGACCCGCCGACUCACCCGGGAAGAGGAAGCCGCCCAUCCAACGAGCCUUCGAACGCCGGCCGCACGACCCAGAGAAUUCACCACCCCGAUGGCCCGGAGGCCCCUGCUGGAGGAAGGCAAACUGGUUCUGGUAUCUGUCUGCGAUCCAUGGCGAACGUGCCCCCUGUGGUUUUCCCCACCGGCAGGAAUGCUGCCGCGCCAUCCCCUGGCGGCUCCCAGCAGCGCCGCUUCCCCACCGCUCCCUUUCAACCCCCGAGAGCAUCAAGCCCCGGCCUCCCUUUCCUCUCGUUCGACGUUAAUUCCGCCGCCGCGUCCACUUCCUUCUCCGCCGCCCCCCAGUUCCCCUCCACCAUCGGCGGCGGCGGCUCCACCGGGUUCGAGGACGAGCCGCCGCUCCUCGAAGAACUCGGCAUCAACACCAAGCAAAUCUACCAGAAAACCCUCUCGAUCAUCAAUCCUUUCAGAAUCAAUUAUCACCUCCACGAGGAUGCCGAUCUCUCUGGACCUUUUCUCUUCCUCAUGGCUUUUGGAUUGUUUCAGCUCCUCGCCGGGAAGCUUCAUUUUGGAAUUAUCUUGGGAUGGGUGACGAUGGCGUCCAUGUUUCUGUACGUCGUCUUCAAUAUGCUCGCGGGGAGGAACGGGAAUCUGGACAUGUACAAGUGUCUCAGCUUGAUUGGUUACUGUAUGCUGCCAAUUGUGAUGCUGUCUGCGAUCUCUCUUUUCUUGCCGCAAGGUGGGAUGGUGAUCAUGGUGAUAACAGGGCUGUUUGUGAUCUGGUCUACACGUGUCUGCACGGGACUGGUGGUGGAGCUGGCUAACUGCGGUGAGGAGCACAGGGGGCUAAUCACGUAUGCUUGCUUCUUGAUUUACAUGCUUUUUUCACUGCUUUUGAGAAUGCAAGUGUACAAGACCGGAACGAAAGCUUCUGAGACUCAGCAUUGGUGUUGGUUAUUGGUAUCCUGUCUUUUCUUAUCUGCAAAUUUUCAG
Molecule: messenger RNA, 1041 nt
Organism: Striga asiatica
Lineage: Eukaryota; Viridiplantae; Streptophyta; Magnoliopsida; Lamiales; Orobanchaceae
Source: the annotation of a GenBank genome assembly